CUUUCUAUCGCCUACAAGUAUUACAACUUUCUCAACUAAACAUCCAUCCCUGACCGCUUCAAUCAGAUUCACACCCCUCUGACCCUUCGAUUCUGCACAUCAUUCACACAGCUUCCACGGCACCCACCUCAACUCGCCAGCACAGCCAAAAUGGUCGGACUGAUCCCUAACACGCUCUUCUUGGUGGUCAUCACCUCGACCCUCAUCGCCGGCCUCCGACGCGGAAGCGGCCUCACCUUCCAGACAACCCAGAUCCAGAACGCCACCGGCGCCAAGGUCGCCUCUAUCUACCUGGCGGUCGGGGAGUGGGCAUACGAGCGCCUCGUCGGCUUCGCGCGCGGCAGCAAGUACUUCAAGUACGACCCCAACGUCACGGUGGACGGCGUCAAGGACCAGGUCAACGAGUUCACGCAAGGCAUCAAAGCAGCCGCGGACCAUCUCACCAAGUCUGAUUGAUAUGGCCUGAGAUCGGCGGCGGCUUCAGAGACCGGUCCCGGGCCGCUGUGCGAGACUAGUGCGGCGUCUUUUGCUGGCGGGCAGUAGCAGGCUCGGGCCUGGAUGACGAGGCACAGUGAGGGCUGCGAGCUACAGGAGUGAGCGCCUUGCAUUCGUCUCAAAACAGCUCUUGAUUGAGGAUUCAGAUAUGAUGCUGGAUGAGCUUGUUACAUGACAUAUACGAAAAGCUAUGGGCAACUGUAGACAGGGAUUACAGUUCUGGGGGGAUUCUGCUGGUAAAACGGUGGAAGGCGACACAUGCACUGCAUACGUGGACAACCGGUCUGGGAGGCAUAGACCUGUAGACGGGCUGCAAUUCGACUACAGAAUCAAACCUGGACAUUCACGAUAAACAUCGUGAUGUUGGGCUGCUGAUUAGCUAGUCAACCAAGAACGGGGAAAUUCUAUCUGGUCGGAGUUUACAUGACGGCUUCGUCUUUCGAAGCAUGUGACAGUAUGAUAUUCAAAUACUAGAUACCUAGGUACCAGUAUGUACCUACCUAGGUAUCCACUAGGGACUAAUCCAAGUCUUUCCCCGGCCGGGGCCGGAGGUCUGCCCUACCAUUACAUGAUGGACGGGCUGAAAGAGGGCAUAUGUCCAGCUGUAGCUGAUGACUCCCAUUUGUGUGUUGGUGAGGCUUCGAGGACUGUAGCUAAGCUGUGGUGUGUCGAUACUAAUAAGGCUUAUUACUUCUUUUAGUUGUUUAGCAA
Messenger RNA from Diaporthe batatas, 1206 nucleotides. RefSeq lists its product as uncharacterized. Gene Ontology annotation, cellular component: cytoplasm. The record is from RefSeq and is a predicted model, not a curated record. The transcript has a single exon. The coding region runs from base 151 to 456 and encodes 101 amino acids. NCBI's taxonomy places the organism in Eukaryota, Fungi, Ascomycota, Sordariomycetes, Diaporthales, Diaporthaceae.